Messenger RNA from Nymphalis io (European peacock), 573 nucleotides. Its product is annotated as cuticle protein 8-like. Lineage: Eukaryota; Metazoa; Arthropoda; Insecta; Lepidoptera; Nymphalidae. The transcript has 2 exons. Gene Ontology annotation, cellular component: extracellular matrix. The record is from RefSeq and is a predicted model, not a curated record. The coding region runs from base 1 to 573 and encodes 190 amino acids.
AUGGUCGCUAAGUUCGUCAUCGUCCUUGCUCUGGCUGUGGCUGCCUCAGCCCUGCCUUUGGUCCCCGUUGCCAAAAUCGCAUACGCCGAACAAGAAGCCCCUGCUCACUACGAAUUCCAGUACUCCGUGCAUGAUGAGCACAGUGGUGACGUAAAACAGCAACAGGAGUCCCGCGCCGGAGACGCCGUGCACGGCUCCUACUCUCUGGUGCAACCCGACGGCGUGCACCGCAUUGUCGAGUACACCGCUGACAAGGAGAAUGGAUUCAACGCCAACGUGCGUUACGAAGGACAACCCAUUCCCGCUCCUGCUCCUGCCAAGAUCGCGUACGCCGCUCCCGCUAAAGUCGCGUACUCUGCACCCAUCACCAAGGUAGCCUAUUCUGCCCCCGUCGCAUAUGCUGCUCCCGUAGCCAAGUUUGCCUACUCUUCUCCUGUUGCCUACUCUGCUCCCGUAGCCAAGGUUGCUUACUCUUCCCCCGUUGCCUACGCCGCUCCCGUCGCGAAGGUUGCCUACUCUGCACCUCUUACCCAAGUCAGUUUCUCAUCCCCCGUCAUCUCCUACCACCAUUAA